This is a messenger RNA of Hyaloscypha bicolor E, 2242 nucleotides long. RefSeq lists its product as uncharacterized. The coding region runs from base 309 to 2045 and encodes 578 amino acids. The record is from RefSeq and is a predicted model, not a curated record. The transcript has a single exon. Gene Ontology annotation, biological process: anaphase-promoting complex-dependent catabolic process. Gene Ontology annotation, cellular component: anaphase-promoting complex. Lineage: Eukaryota; Fungi; Ascomycota; Leotiomycetes; Helotiales; Hyaloscyphaceae.
AUAGCAUCGCCGCGGGACAGGAGCUUCCUUCGAUGCUCAAUCGACUUAUUAGAUCUUAUGUCGCUUCCAUCUGUUUCAAUGGUGGCCGGACGUUGGGGGGGAAGGGGGGAAGGGAGGAGAGACAGAGUUGUUGGGCUGCGUUCAAGGAUCCAAAUGGGGUGAGUAAGUACUCGAUACUGGUUCGAGAAGUUGGAUCGUCAAAUCGAGACAGCCGCGAGUGGGCGUCGGAUUUGGAAACUGUGAAGGUUCACAUCUCGUAAGAGUACUCAAUAAUAGCAUUGCGAGAGAGAGUUCUCAUUCAGGGGGGGAUGCUUGUGGCGGCUACGCCUGUUUUGCUCGUUCCUUUCCAAAGAUUUGAACAUCCUUUACGGAGACUUCUUUCAAGCAAGCUGAUGCGGAUUCUGUCCGCCUUUCCCUCUUUGCGUAAACAGAUAGCUACCACACGUUUCUCGCACCCGUCUCGAAUAAGGAUUCCGGGGAAUGUAGUUGCGUUUUCUGAUGUACGAACAAUUGCCCACCGUACAACCCAACACCAUCGUGACUUCCAAAUGUAUUUCCUCUCCAUCUUGCCCUUUGGGCCAAUUUGCCAACAGACUUCCUUCCUCGCAGUCCGUCUACUCUGCCUCUCACGUCUCUCUCUUCACAUAAUUUGUUCCACACAUGCAGCUAUGAUUCGAUUGCCUCCUACAACAAUUGUCUUGAGCCGUAGCGACCUCAGAGAAUUUGAACGCCGUCGACAGCGUCGUCGGGAGGUGGAAAUCUUGAACGAAGAGUUCUCGCGCUUUGCAGUGGGCGGACCAAAGGGUCCCGAGUUUGCCCCUUUGCAAUCCCAGCGCACUCAAGGAAUUGCGGUUGAGGUGGGACCACGGAAGCUGCAGACUCGAGAUGAACAAGUUACAGAUGACCAAGACCGACCUUUGGCUCUUCAGACAAGUAUACCACACGGGCCUGUUCGGAUCGCCCCGACUCUAGAGCACGACGAAUAUGAGGCACCACGUUCCCCCAAAUCAUCCAAUACUACGGUAGACGAAUGUCCAACCGGUACAGACUUAGAAGACGGACAUGACUAUGUCACCAUUGGCUCCGAGAAUCCGGCUCGUGAUUUGCAGUGGUCUCCUGCGCCAUCAAAGGACGAUUUCUACUACGGUGGCUUUGUCGAGAGUCCAACUGACCGGCCUUCGAAAAAUACACGAGACAGGUCCUCAUCCUUCGGUAUGUUGCGCUUCUCCGAGAAUAACUCCCCUCUAAUUUACUGUGCAGCACCUGCUGAUAUCCCCACUCCACAAAAUAUUCGACUUCCAGACACAAACAGACUUCGCAACACAAUACCGCUUCCGCGUUCCCCGUUAUUCCUAUCCCAAAAUGCUUCAAGCUCACCAGAGCACCGUCCAACCACUGGACUUACUCCUCGUGUCGAAUCUAGCGUGGCUGUUCACAACACUCCCGGGAUCAUGUUUGCCCAACCGGCCCGACGAAUGCGGCGACCACCACCGCGAACAUUUAGACAUCAAACAAAUAGCUUCUCAUUCGAUUCGUCAGAACGAGCCAGUGCUGCUUAUGAGCAGGAACGUGUCGCAUCCACAUCCACAACUGGCAGUACCCCUCGGCCGUCUGGCGAUCUAAGCCUUCAUGAAGAACUUCGUGGAAGCUCGUUACAGAGUUCGAGAGUCACUUCUAGAACGUCUCACGCUCUUCCUGAGCCUUGGGUAGAGGAACUUUCAACAAUACGAAUUAGAGACGAAAGUGCAGAGGCGGCAUCUAACCUGAAGGACUUCCUCUUCUCCUCUCCACAGCUAUCACUCCCGCCGCCUUUCUCAGCAGUUUCUCGUAGCGUCUCGGGAGUUGAUAUUCUACCUGGUGUCGAAUACACCCCUCAGAAUCCCGAGACUAGCCCUAUUAGAAGCAGCUCAAAUACACCUGUCAGGAGCGGGGUCGAAGGCAGACACCCAACCCCAAAUUCAAGCCCAAGCGGAUUGGAGCAUGUCAGCGAAAUAGAUUCAAGUCCUCCGGUAAGAUGGCCUCUCCAACCCCCUGGACAAAGCUGAUCUCUUGCAAAAGUUUGCAAGCGGUAUCAGUCCCAGGAGUCUCAUAAGACGAGCAGCCGAGACCAUGGUAGGUUUUUAUCGGGUCCACAACCCAACAACACACCCUUCGCCUUCACCGCCACCCUCUUCUGCUGCUCGUCGUGGCCAGGGUCGCGUUCCCUCGUCCGUUGUCGCACCCAGAACGCCAUCUCGAACAU